Molecule: messenger RNA, 1284 nt
Organism: Malaya genurostris
Lineage: Eukaryota; Metazoa; Arthropoda; Insecta; Diptera; Culicidae
Product: V-type proton ATPase subunit G-like
Exons: 3
Coding region: 125-487 (120 amino acids)
Biological process (GO): proton transmembrane transport
Cellular component (GO): vacuolar proton-transporting V-type ATPase complex
Molecular function (GO): proton-transporting ATPase activity, rotational mechanism
Source: RefSeq, a predicted model, not a curated record
UGUGUUAAUGCUGUGUCUGCUUGUGAUUUGGAGAAUUUCAGUGCCAUUGAAAGGCAGAGUUUUUUGCACAGGUCAUUUGCGUUUCAAAUUUGGGUAAACUCUAAUCUAGAUUUUCAAAUCCGUAAUGGCCAGCCAAACUCAAGGAAUCCAGCAACUGUUGGCCGCAGAAAAGCGGGCGGCAGAAAAAGUGGGCGAAGCACGAAAAAGGAAACAACGUCGCCUGAAGCAGGCCAAGGAAGAAGCCCAGGACGAAAUUGAGAGAUACAGGCAGGAACGGGAGAGACAGUUCAAAGAGUUCGAGGCGAAGCAUAUGGGUAGCCGUGAAGGUGUUGCCGCCAAGAUCGAUGCCGACACUGUCAUCAAGAUUGAAGAAAUGAGUCGUUCAAUUUCAGUGAACAAAGCUUCUUUAAUCGGUGAGAUACUCACACUGGUGUACGACAUCAAGCCGCAGCUGCACAAAAAUAUUGGAAGCAUGGAAAAGAAGUAAGCACGCAUAGAACUGCCAUUUAAAAAGUUGUGAAGCGCAUAGUGCAGUCCUGUGAGUGAACAUAAAUCCACAAAAUAUUUGGCCAACACAGAAUUAGUAACUAUAAAUCUAUUAUCGCCACUCGAUGUUCUCUCUGUUAAACGCUAUGUACUGUAAAUAAUUGUUUUCCACGGCUUUGUGCAACAAGAUUACUCACAUUUGGCUUUCUUUGGAGGAAUAAUUUCUUACAGGCUCUGUUAAUGAUAAGGUUUUAUUCGUAUUUAUUCGAAACAGGUAUUACCUACAAUAGUCCCUCAAGUUUCAGCGUUAGUGUUAUUAACAUUUCAAAUCGAAUUUAGCCACAAAACACUUGAGAUUCACUGCAUGAUUGUAGCAAAAACACAGUGUGUAAUAUCUAUCAGUUAACUAAACGAAAAAGACAUGACAAUAUUUCUCUUUAUGAAUGUUCGUACUCCUCCCAGUUGGUAAGAAGUCAGUUUGAGUUGAUGUGAGAUUUCAAUAAAUUUGUUACAUAAGGAUAGCGCAAACAGUGUGAAUCUCUCUUGUCCAAAUCCUACCGAUCUGUGUGUCGUAUGAGAAAGGUAAAUAAAAAGCUGUUUUCUUUUUAAUUAUUGCUAGGCAUCCGAUGCAAUUCACAAAGUAGUGGUUUUUUUUGUUAUGUUACAGUCGAUUAAUGCAAACUAACGUACGCAAUAGACAGCAAAUACAACUAGAUUAUUGGAAUACACUUCAGCCAUGUAAAGUAUAUGAAUUAAACCUAUUAUAAAGUAAAUAAAUCGUUACGGACAAAAAUGCGA